AUGCACCGCGGGCUAGGCCAGGUCUUCCAGCUGGGCAGGAAUAUGGCGGCACCCAGCGCGGAACCACCGGUCUUGGUACAAUAUUUGGUGUUACGGAAGGAUCUGUCGCAGGCUCCAUUCUCCUGGCCGGCGGGCGCGCUGGUAGCGCAGGCUUGCCACGCAGCCACGGCGGCCUUGCACAUCCACCGCGACCACCCGCACACGGUGGCUUACCUCCGGGAGCUGGGGCGCAUGCGCAAGGUGGUCCUGGAGGCCCCAGAUGAGACCACCCUAAAGGAGCUGGCUGGGACACUGCAAGAGAAGAACAUUGACCACAUGCUAUGGCUGGAGCAGCCAGAAAAUGUCGCCACUUGCAUUGCACUCCGUCCCUACCCCAAGGAAGAAGUGAACCAGUAUUUGAAGAAGUUCCGAUUGUUCAAGUGACUGAUGUUAUGAAUUGCUUUGAUAUCUUUGAGUAUCAGCUGGAUCCAGAAACUGCAUGCCAUCCAUCCCGCAGCAUCAUGUACUCCUUUCAUAGGCACCUUGCUCUUCCCUUUAAUUUAUGACAUUUUCUUGAGGGUUAAACACGUUUACAUUAAAGUUGUCAUUAGUAAAUACUUUCUCUUAUUUUUCGUUAAGUUCAGAUGGGGAAAGUAGGUGAUCAGCAAUGUUAUUUAUGGGUCAUUGCUCAAAUAGAAGAUUUGGUUAGACUCACACGGGUCA
Pipistrellus kuhlii (Kuhl's pipistrelle) is the source of this 702-nucleotide messenger RNA. RefSeq names its product peptidyl-tRNA hydrolase domain containing 1 (gene PTRHD1). Bases 1 to 423 code for a protein of 140 amino acids. The transcript has 2 exons. Gene Ontology annotation, molecular function: peptidyl-tRNA hydrolase activity. The record is from RefSeq and is a predicted model, not a curated record. Lineage: Eukaryota; Metazoa; Chordata; Mammalia; Chiroptera; Vespertilionidae.